This is a messenger RNA of Manduca sexta (tobacco hornworm), 2307 nucleotides long. RefSeq names its product succinate--CoA ligase [ADP-forming] subunit beta, mitochondrial (gene ScsbetaA). Lineage: Eukaryota; Metazoa; Arthropoda; Insecta; Lepidoptera; Sphingidae. Gene Ontology annotation, cellular component: mitochondrion; succinate-CoA ligase complex. The coding region runs from base 117 to 1484 and encodes 455 amino acids. The record is from RefSeq and is a predicted model, not a curated record. The transcript is spliced from 10 exons. Gene Ontology annotation, biological process: succinyl-CoA metabolic process; tricarboxylic acid cycle. Gene Ontology annotation, molecular function: succinate-CoA ligase (ADP-forming) activity; ATP binding; metal ion binding.
UUGAGCAAUCUCUAUAAUCGAAUGAAUCCUUUUACGUACAUCAUAAUGAUCAUCACUACAACAGUUGAUAAGAAUGUCAUUUUGGAAUUCCUCUGAAAUCUUUACUCAGUGGUAAAAUGGCGACUAUACUUCCUCGUACGCUUGGUCUUGCCGAAUCAAUUAUUAUUAAAAAUGGAAAUAAGUUGUUGGCAGCAGCUACAAGCACCAACCUUCCUAGCAAACAACAAGUACGCCAUCUAAAUGUGCAUGAGUAUGUGAGCUACACACUCCUCAGGGAUCACGGCAUCCCUGUGCCAAAAUUCAAUGUUGCCAAGACCAAGGAUGAGGCAGUUAAGUUCGCACAAGAACUUAAAACAAAGGACAUUGUAUUAAAAGCACAGGUACUUGCUGGAGGCCGCGGUAAAGGCUCCUUCAAGAAUGGCUUGAAAGGUGGUGUCAGGAUGGUCGACACGCCUGACGCCGCCGGCGACAUCGCAGGCAAGAUGUUGAAGCAGUUCCUGGUGACGAAGCAGACGGGCGCCGCGGGCCGCAUCUGCAACAUGGUGAUGGUCACCGAGCGCAAGUUCCCGCGCCGCGAGUUCUAUAUCGCCAUCAUGAUGGAGCGCAGUUUUAACGGUCCAGUUAUAAUCGCAUCUUCUCAAGGUGGUGUCAACAUUGAAGAUGUAGCCGCGGAGAGCCCAGAAGCUAUUACUUACGAACCCAUCGACAUCAAAACAGGAAUAACAAACGAACAAGUGUGUCGUGUCAUAGACAAGAUUGGUCUGAAAGAGGUAGCAAACGAUGCUGCAGACAUGAUUACGAAAAUGUACGACCUGUUUCUAAAGAAGGAUGCAUUACUGAUUGAAGUGAACCCUUACGCGGAAGAUGCGCUCACCGGCAAAUUCUUUUGUUUGGACGCUAAGUUCCGUUUCGACGAUAACGCUGAGUUCAGACAGAAAGAAUUAUUCGCGUACAGGGACACGACCCAAGAGGAUCCCAAGGAAAUCGAAGCCGCCAAGUUCAAUUUGAACUACAUUGCACUUGAUGGAAACAUUGGGUGCAUGGUGAACGGGGCCGGUCUGGCAAUGGCGACCAUGGACAUCAUCAAGCUGUACGGUGGUGAUCCAGCCAACUUCCUUGACGUCGGCGGUGGCGCUACAGCACAAGCUGUAUCUGAAGCAUUUAAAAUCAUUCUGUCCGACCCAAAAGUGUCUGCCAUCCUAGUAAACAUCUUCGGCGGUAUAAUGCGAUGUGACGUCAUCGCGGAAGGUAUCAUCAACGCCGCAAAGAAUCUUAACAUUCAGAUCCCCGUGAUUGUGCGUCUCCAGGGCACAAAAGUGACGGAAGCCAGGAAGCUGGUGGCGGAGUCGGGGCUGCGCAUCGUGCCGCGCGACGAUCUCGACGAGGCGGCGCAGCUCGUGGUGCAGCUCUGCGAGAUCGUGGCGCUCGCCAGGAAAGCCGGCGUCGAGGUCGCCUUCGACAUCCCUCAAUCCACCACUCAUUAGACUUGCAGUAUUCUACACAUCUCACGCUAUAUGUCGUUCUAUAUAAUCGUGCUAUUUAUCGAUCAUUACCUAGACUAGAAGAGUAUUCGCCUUUGUCGAAUUUAUUAUUGUGUUGUUUCAAUCGUAUUCUCAUCUACUAUGCCUUUAAUAUACACAUUGAGCUUCAUUCAAGACAGAAGUUUGUACAAAUAUGUAUUAUACUGUAAGACAUAGAUUUAGUUCAUUUUAAUGUGUUAGAUGGAAACACACCGUGAGUUUGUAAUAUGCGAGUUACCAACUGUUUAUAGAAUAGUACAGGUUGUGUACAUGAUUUAUUUAACUAUCCAUUUUUAAAUUAAUUCACUACUUAUUUAUUGAAUUCGUAUAAUUUAGAAUAAGCGUUAGCUGUUUAUAGUUAAAUAAACACCAGUAUAGAGUUAAUAUGCUGCAUUCCAUGAGAUACUUUAUUGUAAUGAUGCAGCUUUAAAUCAAAACUAUUUUGCUAUACUUAAAGUAAUUAAAACUUAUAUUUGUCAGUUGAAGCUGUAAGCUUUAUAUUCAUGUAUGUAUUAUUAAUUGUAUUAUUGAGGAGCGGUCUAAGGUCGUAUCCGUAAGACGUGUAUCGAUGCAAUAAUCAAGGUAAUUUGUACAUUAUGUACUAUACGUAUAUGUUCCUUUGUAUAUAGCAUACUUAAGUUCAGCUAUCUACUGGACUUGAAUAUUAUUUUCUCGAAAGUUUUAAAGUACAAUAUUGUGAAAUGUUUGUGUAACUUGACUAAUUAUUAUUAGUGCGUUAUUUAUUGGCUUCGUAAAAUGAUCAUCUAAUAAAAAUAUUUUAGAUCUG